This is a messenger RNA of Eublepharis macularius, 8156 nucleotides long. It is a transcript of the gene XRN1, whose product is annotated as 5'-3' exoribonuclease 1. Gene Ontology annotation, biological process: nuclear-transcribed mRNA catabolic process; rRNA catabolic process. Gene Ontology annotation, cellular component: nucleus. The record is from RefSeq and is a predicted model, not a curated record. The transcript is spliced from 43 exons. Gene Ontology annotation, molecular function: RNA binding; 5'-3' RNA exonuclease activity. Bases 71 to 5392 code for a protein of 1773 amino acids. Lineage: Eukaryota; Metazoa; Chordata; Lepidosauria; Squamata; Eublepharidae.
UGUUUUUGGGUCCGGCGCUGCUGGAGCUUGAGCGGGCAGCUGAGGUGAAGAGUGAGCGGCGGCCGCGGCCAUGGGGGUGCCCAAAUUCUACCGGUGGAUCUCGGAGCGGUAUCCCUGCCUCAGCCAGGUGGUGAAGGAGCAUCAGAUUCCAGAAUUUGACAACUUGUACCUGGACAUGAAUGGUAUAAUUCAUCAGUGUUCACACCCUAAUGAUGAUGAUGUCCACUUCAGAAUCUCUGAAGACAAGAUCUUUGCUGAUAUAUUUCACUACCUGGAAGUAUUAUUUCGUAUAAUUAAGCCAAGAAAGGUUUUCUUCAUGGCUGUUGAUGGAGUGGCUCCACGAGCAAAAAUGAACCAGCAACGUGGUAGACGUUUUAGGUCAGCAAAGGAGGCAGAAGACAAAAUUAAAAAGGCAUUGGAAAAAGGAGAAGUUCUUCCCACAGAAGCCAGAUUUGAUUCUAAUUGUAUUACACCAGGAACCGAGUUCAUGGCUAAAUUGCACGAACAUCUGAAGUAUUUUGUAAAUAUGAAGAUUUCUACAGACAAAUCUUGGCAGGGAGUAACUGUCUACUUAUCAGGACAUGAGACUCCAGGAGAAGGGGAACAUAAAAUUAUGGAAUUUAUUAGGUCGGAAAAAACAAAACCUGACCAUGAUCCAAAUGCAAGGCACUGUCUGUAUGGUUUAGAUGCUGACUUGAUUAUGCUUGGACUAACAAGCCAUGAGCCGAAUUUCUCCCUUUUAAGAGAGGAGGUCAGAUUUGGUGGCAAAAAGUCACAAAGAGCAUGUGCUCCUGAAGAAACCACUUUUCAUCUUUUGCACUUGUCAUUAAUGAGAGAAUAUAUUGACUAUGAAUUUUCACCGGUUAAAGACAAGCUCUCAUUUAAAUAUGAAGUUGAAAGCAUAAUAGAUGAUUGGAUCUUAAUGGGCUUUCUUGUUGGAAAUGAUUUUAUUCCUCAUCUACCUCAUUUGCAUAUUAACCAUGAUGCACUGCCAUUACUUUAUAGAACAUACAUGGUUAUAUUGCCUGAACUUGGAGGUUACAUUAAUGAAAAUGGGCACCUCAACUUACCACGCUUUGAGAAAUAUCUAACAAAAUUGUCCGACUAUGAUCGUGAACAUUUUAGUGAAAUCUUUGUAGAUCUCAAGUGGUUUGAAAGCAAAGUAGGCAAUAAAUAUCUGAAUGAGGCAGCUGGCAUUGCAGCUGAAGAAUCAAAAAAGCAAAAGAAACGCAAGGCUCAGGAAAAUGCCAUGUUCUUGGCUGCUUUAGAGAAAACUGACAAUGGGGUUGUAGAAGCUUCUAAAACUGUAUUAGAAGAUGAGCCAGAAGAUGAUGAUUUGUUUGAGACAGAAUUUAGGCAAUACAAAAGAACAUACUAUAUGACGAAGAUGGGUGUAGAAGUAGUUUCAGAUGAUUUUCUGGCUGAUCAGGCAAAAUGUUAUGUCCAGGCAAUACAGUGGAUAUUACACUACUACUACCAUGGGGUUCAGUCAUGGAGCUGGUACUAUCCAUACCAUUAUGCACCUUACCUGUCAGAUAUCCGCAAUAUUAGUAACCUGAAGGUUCACUUUAAUUUAGGAAAACCAUUCAUGCCAUUUGAACAGCUUCUUGCAGUACUUCCAGCAGCUAGUAAAGAUCUGCUACCUAAAUGCUAUCAGCAUUUGAUGACCAGUGAAGAGUCUCCCAUUAUUGAAUAUUAUCCAACAGAAUUUAAAACUGAUCUAAAUGGAAAGCAACAAGAAUGGGAAGCUGUAGUGUUAAUCCCAUUUAUUAAUGAGAAACAAUUGUUAGAAGCAAUGGAACCUUGCAGCGUGUCACUGAGAGAAGAAGAAAGGCAAAGAAAUAGGCACAGUGAGUGCCUGAUGUACUUGUAUGACAAAGAUACAGAGUUCCAGUAUUUAUCACCAUGGCCAGAGAAGUUCCCUUCCAUAGAAAGGUGCCAUGCAAGGCAUAAAGCUGUGUCUUUGGAUGCCUGGCAUGUAGAUAUAUCACAUAAUAAAAUAACUAAAUUGGAUUUAGAGAAGCUGUAUUUCUGUGGCUUUCCUACUUUGAAGCACAUUAAGCAUAAGUUCUGUCUUAAAAAAAGUGGGGUACAAGUGUUUCAACAGAGCAGUCAUGGAGAAAAUAUGUUAUUAGAAAUAACAGUUGAUGAAGAGUCAAAGGAACUGAGUGUAGAAAAUGUUGCCAGUCUGAUUCUAGGGAAAUCAGUCUUUGUUAAUUGGCCACACCUGGAGGAAGCCAGAACUGUUGCUGUAUCAGAUGGUGAAACAAAGUUUCAUUUGGAGGAACCUCCUGGAACACAGAAACUUUAUGUGGAAACUGCUGUACCACCAACUAAAGUAUCGUAUGUGGGAGAUAAAGAGCGGAAUAUAUGGAUAAAAGAAAUCCAGGGGAUCUCGGAACACUUCCAGAGGAGAAAAGGUGUGAUUAUAAAUGAGACCUCUAUAAUUGUAUAUGCUCAGUUACUGACUGGGAAUAGGUACCAGUUGAAUCAAAGUGGCAAAGUAAGUUUGGAGAAACAGUGGUCCAAGCAAGUUCUACCUUUUGCGUACCAAACAAUUGUUAAGGAUUUAAAAACUUUCAAUUCUCGUUUCUCUAAAAUCAAAACUUUGGAUGACCUGUUUCCUCUUAGCUGUACAGUCUUCAUGCUGGGAACACCUUACUAUGGAUGCACAGGAGAAGUGCAAGAUUCAUGUGAUGUGAUCUCAGAAGGUAGAAUUCGCGUUGUUUUCAGUAUUCCAUGUGAACCACAGCUGGAUGCCUUAAUACAGAAUCAGCAUAAAUAUUCUGUGAAGUACAAUCCUGGAUACAUUUUGGCUUCUCGUCUUGGAGUGAGUGGUUAUCUUGUGUCUAGGUUUACAGGAAGCAUUUUUAUUGGACGAGGAUCCAGGAAAAACCCACAUGGAGACCAUAAAGCAAAUGUGGGAUUGAACCUAAAAUUCAAUAAAAAGAAUGAAGAAGUCCCUGGGUAUACUAAGAAAUUUGGAAAUGAGUGGAUGUAUUCUUCUGCAGUAGAACAACUCCUUGCUGAAUAUUUAGAAAGGGUCCCAGAACUUUUUACCUAUAUAGCAAAAAACAGUCAAGAAGAUAUAUUCUAUGAAGAUGACAUUUGGCCUGGAGAAGAAGAGAAUGGUGCUGAGAAAGUUCAAGAAAUCGUUGCGUGGCUCAAGGCUCAUCCUGUCAGUACUCUUUCUCGUUCUUCUUGUGAUUUACAAAUUCUGGAUGCUGCUAUUGUUGAGAAGAUUGAAGAAGAAAUAGAAAAGUGCAAGCAAAGAAAAAGUAAUAAGAAAGUACGUGUGACUGUGAAACCCCACUUGUUAUACAGACCUUUAGAACAGCAGCAUGGAACCAUACCCGACCGCGAAGCAGAAUAUCGACUGUUUGACCGUGUUGUGAAUGUGAGAGAGAGCUUUUCAGUUCCAGUUGGUCUUCGUGGUACUGUAAUUGGAAUUAAAGGAGCUAGUAGAGAAUCUGAUGUGCUGUAUGAAGUACUAUUUGAUGAAGAGUUUCAUGGAGGCUUAACAAUAAGGUGCUCACCUGCCAGAGGGUACCGCAUGCCAACCAGUGCCUUAAUUAAUAUUUCUCAUGGCCAUCGGUCUGAAACAGGAAACCAGAAGCUUACAGCCAUAGUCAAACCCCAGCCAGCUGUGAGUCCCUACAGCUCAUAUUCAUCUGAAUCAUUUUCUGUAUCUUCACAAAAAGCACAUCUAGGAGGCCUCAACCAUUCCCCUCGUUCCCUCUUUGUUCCAACUCGACAGCUGAGUGGACGACAGCAGAACAGUCUCAAGUCUGAAAAUGAGAAGCCCAGUUCUCUCCAGAAAGGAGCAUUAGAUGGCAAUCAAAAAUAUAAAGCUCACAGUAAACAAGAUGAUGAAUUUUGCAGCAUUUGGCAAUCACUACAAAGCUCUGGAAAGUCUCCGCCUGCCCAACAAAAUAGACAUGAGAAGGGUGGAAUUGUACCUCAGUAUAUAAAACUAAAUACAGGUGGCCAGUUCUGUAAACCAGGCUUCAAUGAUAGUAGCUUCAAAGGGCAGCAAAGAAAACAAGAGUCAUUUAAAAAAUCCAAAGAAGAUCCUAAAGGACCAAGAAAUGAAGGUCAAUCACAUAAAAUAACAAAUAAAUCGAAUUUUCCAGGUGCUAAUAAAUACAAUGUGAAGCUUUUAAAGAGAAAUGAAGGUCCAACUAUACCAGUAGAGCAAAAGCCUGCAGUUGAUAGUGCCAGUAUAACUGAGAAGGUACAAAAUGGGUCUGAACUUGAAAGCCUUUUGGCAUCUUUGAAAAUUUCCAAAGAAAAGGAAGUGCAAUCUUCUUAUUCCAAGGAGCCAACGAAUGAAGAACAUCUGUCUCCUCAGUCUUUUGCUAUGAAAGGGACACAGAUGCUCAAAGAAAUUUUGAAGAUAGAUGGUUCAGACACAGCAGAAACAAAGCCAGUGUUUAAUGAAGUUUCUACUUCCACUUGUAAGCAGGACUCAUAUGGACCUGCCUCACAGCAGAGACAUACAAAAAAGAUGGCUGCUUUCAUGAACAAAUCCCCAGCCACAGGAGGGCCUCAGAACACACAAGCCAUGGAAGCUGGAGGCUACCCUCCUUAUGGCCCACCCAACUCAUUGUCCACACCAGUGUCUGAGCUUUCUCGUAUCUGUUCUCUUGUUGGAAUGCUGCAACCAGAUUUCUCAUUCCUCAGAACUCCACAGACAAUGACAGUUUGUCAGGUAAAGCUAUCAAAUGGCUUAUUGAUACACGGACCUCAGUGUCAUUCUGAAAAUGAAGCCAAAGAGAAAGCUGCACUUUUUGCUUUACAACAGUUGAGCUCCGUUGGGAUGAACCUUACUUUACCACCACCUCCAGUAUUUCCAAAUUAUCAACAAAUGGGAGCCCUUGUGCCAGCUGGAUCCAUUCCUCCAGUCUUCACUCAGCAUGCUGCUAAUAUAUUUCCUUCACCAUCUCAUCAUGCAUUUGGCCCAGUGCCAUGGGGAGCACCAGUGCCAGUUCAUGGCAAACCUUAUUAUCCUGGUUCAUAUCCUGGCAAUAUGCCACUUGCAGGCACCGUUCCAGUUGGCACACACAAUCAGUUUAUACCUUUGCAGGUGACUAAAAAAAGGGCUGCUAGCAAGAUGAAUUUUGAUUCUAAGGACUUCUCAGGUACACUUCAAGAUGUGCAAUUAAAGAAUGAACAGUCAGUAUCUUCUGACACCAGAAAACUGAAUCCGCAGGAUGCUGCUUCAGAUUCUUUAAGAUGUCCUCAAGCUGCUCAACCCAUAGUUUCUUUUCAAGAGAAAAUGGCUUCUUCAAGUUCCAGUUCAUCUCAUAAAAAAUCAACGCCAAACGUUUCCAUCAAACGAAAGCCAAGAAAAUUGGCUGUCAAUUUUGGUGCAUCCAAAUCUUCAGAAUAAGUAUGGUAGUUAAAGGCUUUUAUUCUUCUUAGUGUUAAAAAACCAGUAAAUGCUACUUUGAAUUUUAAGCAUAAUCAUUUGAAGGAUGUUUGAAUAGUUAAUCUCUACUCAAUUAUAGCUUUUUUUUUUAAAGUAUGUUUGCUACAGAGCUUGGUUUGACCUGAUAAAAGUCAAGAAACUCUGAAUUAAGGUCACUCUUCUAUCCGUCGUGCCUAGGUUUCUAAAACAGUGGCUUUUAUGAACUGUCCCAGCAGAGGAGCAAUAACAUGGACAUGGGAGUCCUAAUUCAGAAUUGCCUCUUUUUAACCAAGAGAUGAGAGGCUUCAAUGAAUCUUUAGCAUGAUUGUUUAUAUUUUGUCUCCUUUUUAAAUGAUGAUGCCAUAACUUCUAAAAAGUGAUUUAUUUAUAUGUGACCUGCAUAUUUUGUUUCUUUAUUUUGGGGUCUCUUUUGAUCUGAUACAAUGAUAAUAGAAUGUAACUAUUGUGGCACUGCCAGGUUUGCUUUACAUUGAUUCAUUUCUAGGAGUUAUGCCAAAGCAGCAUAAGAGCUCAGACACUGUACAGAAUGAUUGUAAUAGCCAGUCUUAACUAAAAUGGCACCAUUACUUAAUCAUUGACAGAGAAAAGCAGAGUAAAUGCUUCGGGGUUUGAUUUAUAUAAUAGUCUAAAUCUGAAUAUGUUAAGAGGUACCCACACCAUUUUACAAGUUGUAGUUUGGCAAACCUGUUAGUUAACUAUUGCAUGGUUUCCACUGCAGAUGGAGAAUGGUCCCUUAAAUUAAAAUUAUUUCAAAGGCUGUAGUACUUUGUUCUGUAAUAGUCCAUAUACAUUGAAUCUGAUACGUAUAACCAUUGGUUCUAAAAUCGAGUAGUUUCAUAAAUAUGAGAAAUCUCUAUUCAAAAUUAGUGUGUGUUUGUAGGCUGGUAGAUUUAAAUUUAACAUUUUUUUUAGGAAGAUAGUGGACUGCCCACUUUUACCCAGCCUCAAUUCUUAUCUUGGUUCUUCUGUGCUAUCUUCCUGUCAUCAAAUGUUUUACAACCCCAUCCCUAUAUUCUGGAGAGGUAAAAUAUAAAUGUGAGGGAUACCAUUUUACCAGCAAGUUUCAAUGUUUACAGAAUCACAAAUUUAUUUUUUAGCCUGAACAAUCUUAAGGCUUCUCCUUCGUUAAUGGGUUAGAUCUCUUCAUUCCAAAAGUCACAUCUUACUUUUUUCAGAGCAGAGAUCAAUCUGUAUGUGGAGAAAAUGCCUGUUAGUGUGUCCUCAUCCUUGGGUACAUUUAUCUAGCACUUCAGCAUCCCGCUAUGUGAAUAGAAAGCGAAAAACCCCACCUCUAUCAGGAUAAUGGGGAGUUUCUUUUUCUGAGAUGCAUAUUUUUUUAUAUCACAAGUAUUUCCAUCAUUCUUAAUUUAAAAGUAAUGUGCAUUGCAAUAAGGGAGUUGACUGUUCACCAUGUAACUGUGUGCGCUCCUGCCAAAGUGAAAAAUCCCUGAGUACCGUUUAUUUCAAUUAGAGAAGAAAAGUAAAUGCUUAAUGCUGCCACAAAUAGUAAUCAGAUGUAAAGUCAUUUAAGUUGGCUGGAUCACGCUUUAGGGUUGCCAGCCCCCCACCCAGAGGGGUGGACAUCCCCUGUCCAGAGCUCAUCUUUCCUGCCUCCAUUCUGAGCAGCAGUGGGAGAAAAAAAUAGCUGUUGGGCCUAUGGUGUGAUGUCACUUCUAUGUAUUUCCCAGUAGCAACAUCAUACCUCUCUAGGAAUCUCUGGCAAUUUCUAGAGAGGUAUGAUAUCACUUAAGGAUUUUCCUUGGAAGUGACACUAUCACCGAUGGCUCCCCCACCCCCAUGUUCCACCUCAAUCACUUAAGCCGAAUGUUUCCAUUUACCAUCUCUGCAUGACUGGCAGAGUACAUUCAUUGGUGUCAUUUAAAUUCUUUUUCUCAGAAAGCUCUCCAGAUUUUUCCUGAGUCUCAAACAGAGGAUGAAUAUAAUCAUAAAAUCUCGUGGAGGAGGAGUUGUAUUUUAUUUACUUAUAUCAUAGAUAAAUGACUUAAUGUUCUCAUUGGUUGGCAUACCUAGGAACAUUUUUUAUUAAUCCAGGGACAGGAAUCUCUUAGAUACUAAAUAUCCAGAGCUUAUUAUCGUCUCUUCUGUCUGCACACUAGUAAUGGAGUCACCUAAAGGAGAGUUUAUGAAAGGGUUGGUAUCUGAAAACCAGCAAAAUCAUCAUAUUAAUCUGUUGUUUAUCAGCUAUUUUCACAUUGGUGUCUCGUGUUUUCAGAACUCAAAAAAGGUCCAUUAGAUGUUUUUUUGGUUCCCAUUUAUACUCUGCAUUGUGUGUAUUUCACAUAUUCUCUGUUCAUCUGCAGAUUCAGUGUUUUCUUUUUAUAUGGUGCCCAAUUUUUAGAUAUAUAAUCUGUAAUACAUAAAUAAUUGGCUUCUGGCAGUUUAUUCUCAAUUUCAGUUUUUUAAAAUAAAACUAUAUUGCUUAUUUCUCUCAAAAUGUAUUUUGUAAAUGCUGGAAUUUUUCAUUAAGAUCUUGUACAGAGCAGUAUUUUAUUAAAAUCUGAAAGGGAAGACUUUUAUGUGCACAUUUUAUAGUUUCUUUUUUAAAAAGAACUUUACCUGUUAAAUGAAACAUUUUAAAUUGGUAUAUAAUUAAUAUGGGAGUGUAUUUUUGUGUUUAGUGUUGUGCAUUUUCAAAAUUAUAGCAUGUAAUUACGCAAAAUACUGUGCAAAGGUAUUUUAAAAUAUGAAUGUAAAAUAUACACUG